AUGGUGCAGAACUUUGCCCCAACCUUUCAGGAUUGCCUGAACCAAUGCGCAGCGACGACGGGGUGUGCUGCACUCUCCUUUGACCCGAGCCAGGAGUUUGGAUUCAAGAACUGCUACCUCAAGACCAUGGUGACCAACUCGAGCGCCGUUGCUGCUGAUCGACGUACCGAUUCCGCCAUGGCAGGUGGAGGGAUGUUGCCGAACUUACCAGCAAACCCCGGGCAGCCUUCAUCCGACCCAGGGGUGUCGAUAAUUCCUCUCCCAUCGUCGACUGUCGGGUCAGCAGCUGGAAACGGUGUCGUAUUUUUCACUCCUCCUCCAGGAAGCAGCACCGGGGUCUCGUCGACUGUCGAGCCCUCUUUGUCAACGGCAGACGCGUCCGUCACACAGUCACCUUCGACGACAGCGCUGCCCUCGUUUUUCCUCCCGGGGCCUACCUUGGCACCAACUUCAUCUAGCGGCACGGCAGUUCCCGAAACAGCUAGUCCAGAGACCAGGGAGACCUCUCCAUCGAUGGCCUGGAUUGCUGCCCCUGUUGUCGGUGGUAUUGCUGCUGUUGCCCUGAUCGCCGUUACGUUUAUCAUUCUCAAGCGGUGGCGGCGUGGUCAUGGGAAAGGCAAGAAGUCGGGUGGUUAUCAAUCGCCUGGCUUUUUUACGACCUGGUUGCCAUCGUCUUGGACAUCGUCUGAAGACGGAAAUCGAAGAGGUAACAAAAGGAUGACUGAGAUCAGCUCCGGGCGAAAGAAUGGUGAUGCACUGGUGAGUGUGAGGAACAGCGUUGCGGAGUUUUUGACCGGACGACCGAUGGGCAUGGAGAGGUUAGAGGAUAUCGAAGAGGGAGGACGGACCGGGCCUAAUACCAGUGGUGCUGGUACUGGUGCAGGUGCUGGCACCUCGUCUGGUGGCAACCAGAACAGCAAUAUGCCGAUAUUUGUGAUCAAGAAUGGGAGAAAGGAGCUCAGGAAAAGCUUCAAUGGAUUGGGACAGAAUGAAUGGACUGGUUAA
Messenger RNA from Thermochaetoides thermophila DSM 1495, 1005 nucleotides. RefSeq lists its product as uncharacterized. The record is from RefSeq and is a predicted model, not a curated record. The transcript has a single exon. Bases 1 to 1005 code for a protein of 334 amino acids. NCBI's taxonomy places the organism in Eukaryota, Fungi, Ascomycota, Sordariomycetes, Sordariales, Chaetomiaceae.